UACUCUUAGCUCCCCUGAUCUGCUUCGUCAGCUUGUUUCUGGCCUGCUUACAGGUGCCUGCCGUUUUAAUGUGUGAUUGUGCCGUGUUCUUUUAACGUGUGCUUUAUGUGUUGUAGUUUAUAUAUUUCCGACGACCCUGACAGCAGCAUCUCUGUCUGUCUCCUCCUCCCGGGCGGAGGUUGCACCGUGAACCGGGGUUGAAGUAAACAAGGAGGACAAGUAAGUGGUGUUUGAGACCCGGUGGUGAUUAAUCUUCUAACCAUACACGCAUGAACACAGCAAGACACGUGCUAAAUUGCUCCAAGUUUGCACGCCAUUCAGCAAACAUAAACUGCACAAGAAAGUUUUACACUUCACAACAUUUAAAUAUGUCUCGCCACACACACUCCAAAAGAAUCGAAGGACUCGACAAGAAUGUCUGGGUGGCGUUCACUUCUCUAGCAGCAGAUCCUUCUGUUGUUAACCUGGGCCAAGGCUUCCCAGACAUCCCUCCACCUUCCUAUGUCAAGGAAGCACUGGCGAAAGCUGCAUGUGUGGACAGGAUGAACCAGUACACCAGAGGCUUUGGUCACCCAUCUUUAGUGAAGGCCCUUUCUCAGGUGUAUGGGAAGGUCUGCGGACGUCAGAUUGACCCUUUGAAAGAAGUGCUGGUCACAGUGGGAGGUUAUGGAUCCUUAUUCAGCACCAUGCAGGGACUGGUGGAAGAGGGAGAUGAGGUCAUCAUAAUAGAGCCGUUCUUUGAUUGCUACGUACCCAUGGUGCGAAUGGCAGGGGCCAAGCCUGUGUUGAUACCGUUACGCCUUAAGCCUGGAAAGAGGCAGACAAUCACGAGUGCUGACUGGUUUCUUGAUCCAGAUGAGCUUUCCAGUAAAUUCAACUCAAAAACAAAAGCCAUUAUCAUCAACACCCCUAAUAAUCCCAUAGGGAAGGUUUUCACCAGAGAUGAGCUGCAGGUGAUCGCUGAUCUCUGUAUCAAACACGACACUCUGUGCUUCAGUGACGAGGUUUAUGAGUGGCUCAUCUACAGAGGACACCAUCAUAUUAAAAUCGCCACUCUGCCUGGAAUGUGGGACCGAACGAUCACUAUUGGCAGUGCGGGGAAAACAUUUAGUGUGACUGGAUGGAAACUUGGUUGGUCUGUAGGGCCGGAGCACUUGAUAAAGCAUCUUCAGACUGUUAUGCAGAAUACUCUGUACACCUGCCCAACACCUCUACAGGAAGCUGUGGCACAAGGUUUGCUCCUGAACUUUGAGCUGAUGGGUCAGCCUGAGUGCUACUUCUCCUCACUGGCAGAGGAACUGGUGGGUAAGAGGGACCGCAUGGCUGCUAUCCUGCAAGAGGUUGGUAUGACUCCUGUCAUCCCAGAGGGAGGCUACUUCAUGCUGGUGGACGUCACAUCUCUCAAUCAGGAUCUGUCUCACAUGGAUGAUGAUGAAGCUUAUGACUACAAGUUUGUGAAGUGGAUGAUUAAAGAAAAGAAACUAGCAGCUAUUCCGGUCACAGCGUUUGUUGGAGACGAGUCCAAGAAACAGUUUGAGAAAUACAUUCGCCUCUGCUUCAUUAAGCAAGAUAGUACUCUUGAUGCUGCGGAGGACAUCUUGAAAAACUGGAGUAAGAUUUAAAGGGCCGAUACAAGUGCAAUAAUGUGCACCACCUGUUUUUUUACUUUAUUCAACAGGACUGUCAUCUCUUGUUCUUUUAAAUGUGUUUUUGGUUUUCAGUGAUAUGAAUAAGUGAUCUCACAUUUUUAUCCAGGAUCUAAUCGUGGAUUUAGAUCCCCUCAUUAAUUCCUGUUGCCUUAAGAGAGUGAAUAUUUUUUGGAUAGGGCUUGCAUAGGGGUUUAACAUCCCACCACCAGAAUAGCUGGGUACAAGAGUCUGCUAACACGAAGCUGUGACUGGUCUUUACCUCCUUAAAAACUGUGAAUCCCAUACUCCGCUGCUCGAUCUGGCAGUUGUUUUAUAGCUUGAGGCGGUGUUGAGUUUGUAAUAAAUUUGACAAUAUCUGCUGCUAAA
Labrus mixtus (cuckoo wrasse) is the source of this 2015-nucleotide messenger RNA. Its product is annotated as kynurenine--oxoglutarate transaminase 3-like. The record is from RefSeq and is a predicted model, not a curated record. The coding region runs from base 270 to 1622 and encodes 450 amino acids. The transcript is spliced from 14 exons. Gene Ontology annotation, molecular function: L-kynurenine:2-oxoglutarate transaminase activity; pyridoxal phosphate binding. Gene Ontology annotation, biological process: biosynthetic process. Gene Ontology annotation, cellular component: cytoplasm; mitochondrion. Lineage: Eukaryota; Metazoa; Chordata; Actinopteri; Labriformes; Labridae.